This is a messenger RNA of Colletotrichum paranaense, 453 nucleotides long. RefSeq lists its product as uncharacterized. NCBI's taxonomy places the organism in Eukaryota, Fungi, Ascomycota, Sordariomycetes, Glomerellales, Glomerellaceae. The transcript has 2 exons. Gene Ontology annotation, cellular component: nucleolus. The record is from RefSeq and is a predicted model, not a curated record. The coding region runs from base 1 to 453 and encodes 150 amino acids.
AUGCCGCUCGACGACUACGCCUCCGCAGUAGGCGGCGGCCUCAAGCUCAAGGGCGCCAAAGUGACCAAACCGAAAAAGAAGAAGAGACGCGACAAGACCGACCUCGAAAAGAACCUCGAGACGGGCGACCAAGGCGGCAGCAGCACUGCGCUGGUGAAGCACCGUGAAGAAUCCGCCGGCGACUUGAAAUCCAAGUCGAAAAAGAAGAGCGAGGACCCUGACGAGGACCGGGACAACGACGAUGACGACGAGGGCAGCGGCCGGGUCGUGCAAAAGACGGAGGCGGAGAGGCGGUAUGAGGAGAGGAAGCGCAAGAGGCUCCUCGAACUCGCAGAAUCGUCAAGCUCCCGCCCCGAGCUCCUCAAGACGCACAAGGAACGUGUCGAGGAGCUGAAUACGUACUUGUCCAAGCUGAGUGAGCAUCACGAUAUGCCCAAGAUUGGGCCUGGUUAA